This is a messenger RNA of Myxocyprinus asiaticus (Chinese sucker), 2968 nucleotides long. Its product is annotated as retinol dehydrogenase 10-A-like. Lineage: Eukaryota; Metazoa; Chordata; Actinopteri; Cypriniformes; Catostomidae. The record is from RefSeq and is a predicted model, not a curated record. Gene Ontology annotation, cellular component: lipid droplet. The transcript is spliced from 5 exons. Gene Ontology annotation, molecular function: oxidoreductase activity, acting on the CH-OH group of donors, NAD or NADP as acceptor. Bases 1 to 960 code for a protein of 319 amino acids.
AUGAUAGUGCUGAUAGAUCUAGUGUUAAUGCUCAUUGACCUGACAUACUCCAUAAUGUGUGCGGUGCUUCGCACUAUCCUCCGCCCGCGCCUAAAGUCAGUGGAUGGGGAGCUUUGUCUGAUCACGGGCGCGGGUGGAGGGCUCGGCCGGCUCUUCGCGCUGGAGUUCGCCAGAGAAGGGGCUGAACUCGUGCUAUGGGACUGCAACACCGAGGCCAACGAGCACACGGCCAGACUGGUAAAGGAACUGGGCUGCAAAGUGUACACGUACACUGUAGACAUAUCCAAACGCGAGAGCAUCUAUCAAACCGCUGACCGCGUGCGGCAAGAAGUGGGUGACGUCAGCAUAUUGGUUAACAACGCGGGGGUCGUUGCGGGGCGACGGCUGCUGGAAUGCCCCGAUGAACUGCUGGAGAGGACCCUGCUGGUGAACUGCCAUGCGCUGUUCUGGAUGACAAAAGCCUUUCUGCCUCAAAUGAAAGCUAGGAAUCAUGGCCAUAUUGUUACUGUUGCAAGCACUCUUGGUCUGUUCAGUACUGCUUGUGUAGAGGAUUAUUGUGCAAGUAAAUUUGGAGCAGUAGGCUUCCAUGAAUCUCUAACCCAUAGUUUGCUGACAGAGGAUGGUGUGGAUGGGGUGAAAACCACCCUAAUCUGCCCAUACAUCGUCAACACUGGCAUGUUUGCUGGAUGCCAAAUCAGGGAGGAACUCAAAGGCCUGAUUCCACCCCUGGAUCCUCUGUACUGUGUUCAGCAAUCAAUGAAGGCCAUUCUGGCUGACCAGCAAAUGGUCUGCAUCCCUCGCGUAAUGUACUUCGCAUUUCUCUCGCGAGCGUUGCUCCCCUGGGAUGCUAAUGUUGCAUCAUAUCGUUUUAUGGGUGGUGACAAGUGCAUGUAUUCUUUCAUAAAGACCAAAGAGCAACAGCAGCAGCAGGUUGCUAACGGUCAUGUGAAAUCCUCUUAGCCAUCCAAUAAUACUUCAUCCAGUUCCAUGCAGCUAAAGACAUCAACUGUUCAAGGCAAAAAGCCAAGAGUACAUAAACAGCAAGUUGCCUACUAGCUGUAAAAUAACUAUGGGGACCAAUUUUAAUCAUGAAGAGAGUCUGUUUUUCUGUACAUGCAACAUUCUGUACUGUAUUUGUUACACAGAAUAAAUCUGUACAUAAUAAAACAUUGUAACAGUAACAUAACAGUGCUAAAAUUCAACUGUUAGAAUUUCUUAAUGCAUCUGUGCAGGUAAACAUUUAGUGUAUUAUACAUUAUUAAAUUAUUGAAAUGAUUAAUUGAACAAUUUAAAAUGAAAAAUAUAAAUUACUAAUAAAACAAUGCAUUUUUAUGCAUGAAAUAAGAACAUUUGUGAUAGUGUUAUUUCAAGCAAAUGUAGUAGAAGUGAUUAUUCUUAACAGGGUCAAAGCUGUUCAACCAUGGCAAUAUUGAAAAGCUGUAAAAAUGUGUGUGGGCAUUGGGUUUAAGAACAUGCACAAGAGUGAAUUAGAAAGCCAUGCAAUGAGGGACUUACUGAAAUCAAACUUAAAAAGCACCAAUGUGUAGGAAAGGAAAGUUCAGAUUUGUAUUGGAUAGAACAAUAAAACAGCAUGCAUGCCUUUUCUACAAAAGUUAGUGGAAAUAUGUACUUUAUUCUUGUUCACAGUUAAAACCCUUGGGAAAAUGCAGCGUCAAAUUUUGCUGUUCAAAAAGACUCAAUACAAAAUUUUAUAAAACGCAUUUAAAUAAAUCAGAAUUGUAACUAUACUUAUUUAGCAAUUUUAAUGGGAGUCAAUCAGUAAGCUAUUAACAUUUACAUUUAUGCAUUUACAGUACAUUCAAGGUAUACAUUUAAUGUUUUAGUUUGUGAAUUCCCUGGGAUUCAAACCCAUGAUCUUGCCAAAAAAAAUUUUUUUCCACUGGUCACAAUUGGAAUCACUUAUAGGUUUACUUGUCAUGUGAGCAUGAAUUACACUGACUGAGAACUUUAUUACAAACAACUGUACACUUACAUAUUCAAGUGAUUAUCUAAUCAGACAAUUGUGUGGCAGCAAUGCUAUGCAUAAAAUCAUGCCGAUACGGGUCAGGAGAUUUAGUUAAUGUUCACAUCAACCAUCAGAAUGGGGAAAAGUGAUCUCAGUGAUUUCAACCUUGGCACGAUUGUUGGUACCAGACGGUCUGGUUUGAGUAUUUCUGUAACUGCUGAUCUCCUGGGAUUUUCAAACACAACAGUUUCUAUAGUUUACUCAGAAUGGUACCAAAAACAAAAAACAUCCAGUGAGCGACAGUUCUGGAGAAGAGCCAGACUGGUUCGAGAUGACAAAGACUACGGUAACUAAGAUAACCCUCUGUAAAAUUGUAGUAAGCAGAAUAGUAACUCAGAAUGCACAACACGUCGAACCUUGAGGCGGAUGGGCUACAACAGCAAAAGACCACGUCGGGCACUUUACCGAGAUCACAUUUUUUCCCCAUUCUGAUUGUUAAUGUGAACAUUAACUGAAACUCCUGACCCGUAUCGGCAUGAAUUUAAGCAUUGCACUGCUGCCACACGAUUGGCUGAUAAUCGCAUGAAUAAGGUGGUGUACAGCUGUUCCUAAUAAUGUGCUAAAUUAGUGUAUGUUUCAGGGUGGAAUUAAAUGGCUCUGGUCAUUUCACUAUUUGUGCCUCCCAUGUAAAAAUGUUCACAAGAAAUCAAGACAGUCUGUACUUUCAUUUGUUGUUGACAACUUUGUAAAAUUCAUUCAUAUUUCAAACUAAAAUUCAGUCACAAAUGUAACCAGUGGGAUUAAUUAGGUUUAAUCAAGUGAGAUCCAGGUUUUGAUCAAUAUAAGAGUCAAAAAUCUUUAGCAAGCUAUACAAUAAAUUAUUUUUUUAGGAUUAUGGCUAAUCAAGGUGAAGCGUGAAUUUACAUAUAGAGCAUGUCGAGCAUUCAUGACUGGAAUGCAAAGAUCUGUGAAAUAUGCUAGAUCAGCUUUAGCAUCUGACGU